AUGUAUUGGGUUGUGAUACCAUUCAUUUUGGGAAUCAUUUCGUAUAUGGUUUACAAGAAAAACAGUAAAUCAACGGAAUUUUCUUCAAAUGUCCCUCAGUAUGAUCAUGCCAUAAUUAUUGGAGGCAGUGUUGGAGGAAUGAUGACUGCUGCUUAUUUAUCGAAAUAUUUCUCACGAAUAACAAUUAUCGAAUCAGACGAUGUAAUGGGUGAUAGAUUAAUGAAAUCUACACCCAGCGAACUAUUAGAUUAUCGUUGUCGUCUUGAAAGUCCAGUAUCAAUAGGACGUUCAGGUGUUUCACAAAUAUAUCAGUUACAUGCACUCGAAGGUGAAGGACAUAAAAUAUUGUGUGAAUUAUUUCCUCAACUAGACGAUAAAUUAUUCAAUGAAUAUGGUAUUCGUACUUAUUCAUUAAAAACUGAAUCAAGACUCUUUAUUAAUGGUGUAUUAUUAAAUCAAAAUUUAACAGAAGACAUUAAAUGGUUAGGUGCUGAUCGUUUUACAUUAGAAACAGUUUUGAGAAAAGAAUUAUGUUUACAAUUUGGAAAUAAAAUUGAAUGGAAAUGUAAUUCAAGAGUAACAAAACUUAUUGUUGAUCAAUCAUUAAAUAUUGUUAAAGGCGUCAAAUAUCGGUCUAAACAAAAUAUUGGUCCACCAUCAUUUGAUAUGUACGGUGAUUUUAUUAUCGAUUGUAGUGGCCGCAAUUCAUCGUCAGAUAAAUGGUUAAAAGAGAGUUUGAAUUUAAUUGUACCAACUGUGCAAAUCCAUUUUGGUUGUGGCUAUGUUACAUUUGUUGGUGAAAGAUUUAAAACUGGAGAUCCAUUGGUGGAUGCAAUGCCUAUAAAUUGUUGUACAGUUAAUGCCCCUAAUAAAAAUACAGGUUGCUAUAUAACACCAAUACGUUCAAUAAAAACAACGGAUGAAAAUUCCUUAGGAACAUUAGCAACAUUUGCGAUUCAUUGCGUUAAUUCAGAAUUUCCACCAAAUGAUUCUUAUGAAAAUUUAUUAGAAUGGUCAAAAGAAAAUCUAGAUCCAGAACAUUAUUCGAUAUUAAAAUCAACAAAAGUAUGUAGUCCAUUGAUUCCAUAUCAUCGUGCGAUUGACGAUCGAAAAUAUGUCGAAUUAUUAGGAAAAAAAUGGCCUCAAAAUUAUGUAUUAUUAGGUGAUGCAAUGUGUACAUUUAAUCCUGCACUAGGACAAGGCAUGACACAUGCAUGUAGACAAGCAAGAGAGUUGGGAAAAGUAUUUGCAGAGAAUUAUCAUAAGUUAAAAGACAUUUCUCAUAUUUUCAAUCGUCGUGCUUCAGCAAUCAGUGAAGAAUGUUGGCUUACAGUGAUCACAAAUGAUUGGAAAACACCGACAUUAAAACUGAUAAAAACUGAUAAAAAUGGUGAAAUUAAAACUUAUCAACGAGGUGGUGAUUUUACUGCGACUAAGAAUCAUCAACCACGAUUACCUUUAGUAAUUAAGUUUUUACAGUGGUAUAAUGGUUGGUUUUUCCAAUGUGCAUCCAAAUCCGGACAAUUUUCUACGGAUUUUUUACGUGUUCUGAAUCAACAUAGUAGUCCGUUUAUACUAUUCAAACCAACAACGUUCUUAGCCGUUUGUUAUACUGCAUUAAUAAACUAUUUUAAUUUAUCGAAAAAAUUAUCCGUUUAA
Molecule: messenger RNA, 1659 nt
Organism: Didymodactylos carnosus
Lineage: Eukaryota; Metazoa; Rotifera; Eurotatoria; Philodinida; Philodinidae
Source: the annotation of a GenBank genome assembly